Messenger RNA from Staurois parvus, 458 nucleotides. Lineage: Eukaryota; Metazoa; Chordata; Amphibia; Anura; Ranidae. The record is from the annotation of a GenBank genome assembly.
UGGUGCGCUGUGUCCCUGGGACACAGCGGAUCACCGAUCCACGGAAAGAGCCAAAGAUGACGGCUCGGUCAUGUGAUCAGCUGUGUCCAAUCACAGCUCAUCAGUGAUCAUCAGGGCACUGAUGAUCAGUGUAGCCCCAGCAGCGCCACCUGUCAGUGCCCAUCAAUGUCAGCUGUCAUUGCCCAUCAGUGCUUCAUCAAUGCCACAUAUCAGUGCCUACCAGUGCACAUGAAUGCCACAUAUCAGUGCCCAUCUGAGCUGCCUUUCAGUGUCACCUCUCAGUGCCAGUCAGUGCCACCUAUCAGUGCUGCCAAUCAGUGCCACCUAUCAGUGCCAGACAGUGCCGCCUAUCAGUGCGCAUCAGUGCCACCUAUCAGUGCCAGUCAGUGCUGCCUAUCAGUGCCAGUCAGUGCUGCCUAACAGUGCCAGUCAGUGCUGCCUAACAGUGAUAGUCAAUG